AACAGCGGCGGCUGCGCUGCCCCGGCCCCGCUCCGAGCGCCACAAACCGGCCCGAGCAGGGGACAGCGCUGGGGGACACCGCUGGGGUCAAAGACACCAUCCUGACAUACAGCAUCAACAACUAAAAGUCUCUCUUCCAAACUUGAAAUGGAAACUCACCUCGUGUCAGAAAGCACAAAAGAGGACGAAAAAAAGCCAAUGAAAAAUCCAUUUAAGCUCCCAACAGACACUGAACUUUUCUCAAUGAGAGACAAGGAAAUUAAGAAGGCACAGGAGGAACGUGAAAAGAGGAAGACCAUGAAAGUCCAUGAGAAAACUACUUACUCCACUAAAAUGAAGGCAAAAAGUGGGUUGAGAAAAGCUUUGAAAAGGGAGGAAGAAGAGGAGAGCAGAAAAGAGGCGACCAGUGAAGAGAGACUGAAAUACCUGCAGGAGAUGCUUUCGCGGAAGUUGGCCAUGAAAAAAGAUUAUAAAUUCGACAGGGAGACUUUCCAUGGCUACCUACAGGACAGAAAACAGAUCUUUUUUCUUGAGCACACCAUUGCAGUGAAGAGAGGGGAGAUUGAAAAGAUGGAGAACAUAACAAAGGAUGAGGAAAGAAAGCUGGAAAAGGCUGAGAGAAGGAUGGAGAAGGAUGCUGCCAUGUUUGAUGCCUUCCUGAAGGAGAACCACAAUAACUCUGUUGAAGCACUGAGAAAAGCCAAAAGAGAAACCUCAGCAAAGACGAAGAAAAUAACAGAGAUCCAGGGACUCACAACUGAAAUAAAGAAAAUCCAAAGUGACAUCUCCAGAUUUGAGGACACCCUGCAGGAGUACAAGAUGUACAGGGACAUCCUCUACCAGCUAUCUCCAAAAGAGUGGCAGGAGGAGCACAGAAAAAGGCACAAAAAGGAAAAGGAUAAGGAAAGAGAACCCAGGAAUGAAGGAAGGGCUUCACCUCCCUCCAGCACAGAGCAGGAGCAGGGUCCCAGUGGCCACAGUGUCACUUUCACGGAUAUUCCGAGCUCCCUGCUGUUCUCAGAGAGUUUGGAUUUCAGGGCACGCGAUCUCAGGCCACAGCUUAAACACUUCCUGCAGCCUCUUCUGUCAAGAGACCUAAGUUCACUGGAGGAUGCAGAGAGUGAAGUCAGCUCGGACGAAGAUGAGGAGCCUGAGCUCUACUUCACUGAUCCUGAACAAUUGCUUAAUACUUUCAUGGAGAUGCUGGAUGAGAACUUAUCCUUUGUCCUGAACUCCCAGGAUAUUGCAGAGAGCUGGAACAAGGUCCAGCAGACUUUCAUCAGCACACGUGAAAGCAUGGAGAAGGAGCUGGCAGUGCUAAAAGAGCAGGUGAACACCCUGCGAGCCUCCGUGGCCAAGGAAGAGGAGAAAGUGGCCGAGCUGAAGCUCAAAGUUCAGCUCUUUUCCCCUGCAGGACACGAAGGUGAUGACCAGGACAAAGUGCUCACAAGCCUGAACAAGAAGGUGCAGGAAGUUUAUUUCCAGUGCACUGGAGACAAUGAGGCAAACCUGCCAACAGUAGAGAUGUUAAAGGUCAUAGAAAAACAGCUUAUUGAUUUACUGGACAGCGUGGAGAGAAUCCCAGCAGCAAAGAUAGAAAAGGCUGUGAAAGACAUAAGAAGGGAACAGAGGGCAAGGCUCAGAGAGGAAAAGCAGAAACAAGCAAGGCAUCAGCAGGAUGAAGGAUUGAAAAGGGAUAUGGAAAAAUCACAGGUAUCUGAUGAAAAUAAGGUAAGUGCAGGGGUUUGUGGAAAUACCUCACUUCACAGCUCACUUUGGAGAAGCUGGGGGUACCUGAAUAUCAAGUAUUUAAGGGAAAAGUAUUCUUAAGGGGCCUCCACAGCUGUGUGGGGAUGGCACCUACAGCCAGGUGUAGUUUGCAGGAUUUACCCAAUUUGCAGGAGUGAUGUAACUUAGGCCACUGCUGGGAAGUCAGUCACAGUGCACAUGAUUCCAGCUCAGGGUCCUUCCAUCAUCCUUCUCCCAACCACAUGACCCUCUCCACUACUUGCCAGUUCUCAGUAAGCUCAUUUCAACUCAUGACCUUGGUUCUAUUAAACCAAGCAUGAAAAUUGGCAAAUGAGGAACUGGGCAGCAGCAGGACACUCCUGAUGACAGUAGCAAGGCCCUAGAUCAGCUCAGCCACAUCAAACCACAUCUCUUCUGACAUGUUCCACAUCCUGCCACACUCAGCUCUGGCCCCUUGAGAGGCUCAUGCAGAGCUCCUGCCAUGGCUGCUGCUGCACCUUCCCCAGGUCAGCACAGCCAUGAGGAGACCCUGGUUCUGUCACAGUGACAGCACAGGUGACUUGGGAGCAGGGGCCAGGAGUCCCUGCCCCUUUAGCCAAGAGAAAAUUUCUUUGGAUUUCCAACUUCCCAUCCUCUUCCUGACACAGGAAUAAUGAGGCUUUAGUCAGAAAGCAGUUGUAGGUACAGCAGUGAGUUGCAGAAGCUGAAGCAGGAGCACACACACAGCCUUCAGGUGCUUCACAUUCACCUCCCAAUACAGCAAGGUCACUCUGCAGACAGCCUGCAGCUGCCUGGGGCACAGGGCAGGGCCCACAGUAGCUUCAGUGCCUGCUCAGACACCAAGCACUGAUCAGUGCCUCUUCCUCCUCUGCAGAACAAGAAAGUGGCCUUCCCUUCCAACCCAUCUGCCAGGAAGAACAGCCAAGGAAAUAGAUAAGAAGGAAGAACAAUUGUAUUA
Messenger RNA from Melospiza melodia melodia, 2707 nucleotides. It is a transcript of the gene CFAP100, whose product is annotated as cilia and flagella associated protein 100. Bases 148 to 1830 code for a protein of 560 amino acids. The transcript is spliced from 14 exons. Lineage: Eukaryota; Metazoa; Chordata; Aves; Passeriformes; Passerellidae. The record is from RefSeq and is a predicted model, not a curated record.